Messenger RNA from Oncorhynchus tshawytscha (Chinook salmon), 315 nucleotides. Its product is annotated as cytochrome c-like. The record is from RefSeq and is a predicted model, not a curated record. Gene Ontology annotation, biological process: mitochondrial electron transport, cytochrome c to oxygen; mitochondrial electron transport, ubiquinol to cytochrome c. Gene Ontology annotation, cellular component: mitochondrial intermembrane space. The coding region runs from base 1 to 315 and encodes 104 amino acids. NCBI's taxonomy places the organism in Eukaryota, Metazoa, Chordata, Actinopteri, Salmoniformes, Salmonidae. Gene Ontology annotation, molecular function: heme binding; electron transfer activity. The transcript has 2 exons.
AUGAGUGACAUUGCAAAGGGAAAGAAGGCCUUCGUUCAGAAAUGCGCCCAGUGCUACACUGUCGAAGAUGGUGGGAAGCACAAAGUGGGUCCAAACCUUUGGGGUCUGUUCGGAUGUAAGACUGGUCAGGCUGAGGGCUACUCCUACACAGACGCCAACAAGAGCAAAGGCAUUACUUGGGGUGAAGCCACCCUGAUGGAGUACUUGGAAAACCCUAAGAAAUACAUUCCAGGAACAAAGAUGAUCUUUGCUGGCAUCAAGAAGAAUGGCGAGCGCCAAGAUCUUGUUGCAUAUUUGAAGUCUGCGACAUCAUAA